AGAACCCUUUCAAAAAGGUUCUUUAAAGAACCAUUUAUAGCACAUCUUUCAUCAGUUGGAAGAACCCUUUCACAAUGCAUAGAACACUUUAAUCAUGGUUUUCACUGUAAAAGCCCAAAACAUUAUACAUCGCUGUUGUCGGAACAAAACCUCAUAUCUCAAAAAUGGUAACUUUACAGGAGAAAGCCAUUUCUUUGAUCCAUUCGUCAUGAAGGAAACAUACAAUGUAAAGGGUAAUAAUCAUUUUCGAAUCAUGCCAAAAACUGGAAAACAUCACAAAUGGAGACACUGGGUUUUCUUCCAAUAACAGCAAUAUAUAACAUACUAUUAUAGCACCCUCUCUAACUCCUCCAGGGAUGGAAGGACAGUGGUGCCACUGGUUUGUCCUUUUACUCCAGGGACUAAACACUGUAAAAGGGCAUAGCCUGAAGCCAGAGCGCCGAUCGCAGUUCAUUAGGGCAUCACCAGGCUGGUGUUAGAGUGACAAUAAUGAAUGUGGCACUGGGCUCCAGCCAAUCUCUAUGAUGAUGCACUGGACAUUUGAACAAUCAUAUGUAUGGCUAACAUUGAGGCCAUUAGUAAUGGGGUCAAGAAAGCUCAAUGACCCAGAAGGAUUUGUGGAAGGCGUAUCUGUACCAAAGCUGGUCACUGUAUGUUGCUUUUUUCCCCAAUUGCAUUCUCUUAAGUCUAAAAGAUGAGGGUAGACCCUUCUAGCCAAUCUCAAGGCAGGGGGUGGAGUUUAUUGGAAUUUGGGUGGGGAAAAGAGACUAGUUUAUAGGGAUGAAGGGGAUUUAUAGGGGACAAAACCUGCACAUCUUUAUACACAGUGGCUAGUGGAGCAUCAUCAUCCUCAGCUUCUAGAAUUCUCCUGGAAAUUUGGGUGCCAAUCCCUGGAUUCAGAAAACAACGGGUCCAGAAGACAUGAGCAGUGGCUGGAUGAUGAUCACUGACAUGCUGCCAAGCAUUCAGACCUCCUACAAUGUUCCAGCAGGUGCAGUUUUUGGGCCAUGUGACCCUCAGCACACCUCACUGGAGGACAGCAUUGCGUUCAUAGCCCUCAGGUGCUCAGACAGGCGAGCAACAGCUUACACACACCAGGUGGACACCUCAGUGCCCAGUGUCUCUGUAGAUUGUCCAGUUUGGCUGCCACUGGUGCGGUCAGCCCGGAACACAGAGGAACAGAAUUUGGAGGCUUAUGUGAAAGACAGUCGUCUGUUUUAUCGAGCACUGAAAAACAUCUCCAAGAAGACAGAGCUUCUGGUCUGGUAUGGGAAAGAUCUGGCUGAGCUGCUGAGCAUGGCAUGCAUGCAGAAGAGUAGUAAAGGUUACAGAUGUUUUUACUGCAAACAGAGCUUUCUGUUUGAAUUCCCUGUACUGGCUCAUCAGAGAUUCCUCUGCACUGAAAGGCCAACCAUAUUCAACAGCAAGUCAGGCUUUUUCGAACCUUCCAUGGAGUUCCACAGUUUGGCCAGGAACCCGGAGAACUGUCCAUUUAAGGAUAGUGGCAGUAUUACUAAAAGGAGACACUCUGUGGACUCAGAGUCAGACGAAAGUGAUGAAGAGAGUCUAUUUUCUGGUGUGCACGCUCUUCCUCCAUAUAAAAUUAAUUGUGCUAUGUUACUGAAAAGAAGGUUUUCAUCCGCCUCCAGCAGUCAGUCUGGUAGCAGCAAGAUCAGCAUGACCAAUGAAGGUGGACAUUCUUUGCACUGGGCAACGCUCUGCCAUGCCAACUGCCAUGCCAACCUAGAAGCUCUGGAUUCUAAGGCCAAGAAAAAUCCAACUAGGGCCCAAGCUAGAGGUUUACAGUUAACCACAACUGCCUUACAUCAAGAGGAGAAAAGUGCCUUCGUCCAACCUCCACGAUCCACAACUAAUCUGGCCAUGACAACCAGAUUCAGCCUUGGAAUCACUUCUGUGCAGAAUGCAACUACAUUUCCCAGCAUUCUCACUCAAGCUGCUGCUGCCAAGGUAACUAAACCCCAGGCUUUGGCACUCCUCAAUGGAGAUCUCUUCAAACAACAGGCUCUUGUCUAUGAAUCAGGGCUGUGGUCCAAGCACCCAACACUCCUCCAGGCCCAAAGUAUCCCUGAAUGGCCUCUCUUACCCGCCGCUCUCUCUCCACUGGGCCUGCCUGCACAAAACUGGUGCGCUAAAUGCAGCAUCUCCUUCCACACGACAUCAGACCUGGUGCAGCACAUGAGGUCCCACCACAAGAGGUCUGCAGAGCAGCUGAGGGAGCACAGUGAAGAGAGACUGAGGUGUCCCAUCUGUGAUGAAGCCUUUAGAGAACGUCAUCACCUCUCACGCCACAUGAGCUCUCAUGCCGAGGGAACAUCAUGACUAAACCUUUUAUGCUAGGCAUAGUAUUCUGUUGUCAGUCUUAAAGGGGAAUUUCACUGACUUUUAAAAUGCCUAAUUCAAUCAUUUAGAUGUGAACCAAGUCAUUCAGAGUGCUUUGGUGCGAAGUGUUUCAUUCUAAAGUAACUUAAGUCAGGUUCUGCACAGUGGUGGUGAUUGGUACCAGACAUCUAUAGAGUUUAAUGCGUCUAAAAGAUCCCUCACAGAAAACUAUCAUAUGAAAUGGUUAUGAACAUCCUGCUUGAUGUCAGAGACACUGUGUUACAGUAGCCACCACUGUAAAGAAAGCUUCUCUGAACCAUUUCACAACAACCCACUCUGAAUGACUUUGUUUACAUCUCAUCGAUUAAAUUACACAGAAAUUCUGAAAAGUUUGUGGAUUUUUCCUUUUAAAGGGCCCGUAUCAUGCAAACCUGCAUUUUUCUCACUUUUUAGAAAUAAGACUUUGAUGCAGUAAAAACAUGUAAAAAAAGUAUAAAAACUGUCAAAUGAACACAAUUUAAAAAGAUGGUUCUUCAA
This is a messenger RNA of Pygocentrus nattereri (red-bellied piranha), 2877 nucleotides long. RefSeq names its product PR domain zinc finger protein 8 (gene prdm8a). The transcript has 4 exons. The coding region runs from base 922 to 2340 and encodes 472 amino acids. NCBI's taxonomy places the organism in Eukaryota, Metazoa, Chordata, Actinopteri, Characiformes, Serrasalmidae. Gene Ontology annotation, molecular function: protein binding. The record is from RefSeq and is a predicted model, not a curated record. Gene Ontology annotation, biological process: regulation of DNA-templated transcription. Gene Ontology annotation, cellular component: nucleus.